AUGAUCAAGCGAAAGGGUCAACUGCUCGCACGAGAGCUCAACGUGGAUGACUCUGUCCGCUUCUCCAACGGAUGGCUGCAUCGGUUUCAACAACGCAACACGUUGAAGAUGUAUCGAAUGCACGGCGAAGCUGCAUGGGGCGGCAAACUUCUACAAUCGACAUCCAAGCUCUACCAUCGCGAAGAAGAAGACGGCGGGCUCCAAGAAGGACAAGAGUCGUCUCUCUGCUGCCUUAGCGGCGAAUGCUGA
This is a messenger RNA of Aphanomyces astaci, 249 nucleotides long. RefSeq lists its product as hypothetical. NCBI's taxonomy places the organism in Eukaryota, Oomycota, Saprolegniomycetes, Saprolegniales, Verrucalvaceae. Bases 1 to 249 code for a protein of 82 amino acids. The transcript is spliced from 2 exons. The record is from RefSeq and is a predicted model, not a curated record.